AUGCUGGACAAUGGUACUGGAUGGACGUCUAUCAGAAUUCUAGACGUGCCUAGUAUGAUCUGUACACAGAAAUGCGAAUAUCCUGAUGUUUCAGUCCAUCGACUUUCGGCUCAAUAUCUGGAACGAACGUUAGCAAAAUUUUUUGAUUCGUCGACUCCUUUGUUGAGUCUCAGGGGUAGAAUGGGUACCAGAAUAGAAUUCUCCAAUGACCCAUGCAUGGGUAACGGGAAGAGUCGAAGGCAAGACUCAACCAGAAUCGGAUCACCUGCCGUCUAUGACGUCUAUGUGUCUUACCUCACCUUGUAUAUCCUCUCGACAGAGACUACCGACCUCGACGAGGACCAUCACCGCAAUGAUGGCUCGACUUCGUCUCAUAUCCCCUCCUCCUCCCCCAACCUAGUCUUUUAA
Messenger RNA from Bacidia gigantensis, 408 nucleotides. RefSeq lists its product as uncharacterized. The coding region runs from base 1 to 408 and encodes 135 amino acids. The record is from RefSeq and is a predicted model, not a curated record. The transcript has 2 exons. Lineage: Eukaryota; Fungi; Ascomycota; Lecanoromycetes; Lecanorales; Ramalinaceae.